Molecule: messenger RNA, 441 nt
Organism: Cylindrotheca closterium
Lineage: Eukaryota; Bacillariophyta; Bacillariophyceae; Bacillariales; Bacillariaceae
Source: the annotation of a GenBank genome assembly
AUGAUGAACUGUCGCCUUUCUUUACUUCUCUGUGCGUUGGUACACUCACUGACAUUCUACUCCGCUUCUGCCUUUGUAACUCCAACAAAAUGCCCAGGAGCGCAGUUUUCAUCGCUUUCACCCAUUGAGAAGAAUGGCCACCAGCACAAAUCCGUUCAACAACAACGACACUCGGUUGGCAACAUCCAAGUUCAAGGACUCUUCGGUCUUGGGGCUCCUGAAAUUGCUGUGAUUCUUGCGGUUGGUGCCUUCAUUGUGGGUCCGGAAAAGCUUGGUAGCUUUGCAGGUGAACUCAAGGAGAGUCUGAACGAAGUACCAGACGAAUUAAAGAAGAUUCCAGAAGAAUUCCAAAAGGGAGUUGAAGAAGGAGAGAUCAAUGCAAGAUCUCGUAACGCCAAGACUAUGAAGAAAGCACCAGCCCUAAAGAAAGGUGAAGAGUAA